This is a messenger RNA of Ctenopharyngodon idella (grass carp), 2490 nucleotides long. RefSeq names its product extracellular calcium-sensing receptor-like. Lineage: Eukaryota; Metazoa; Chordata; Actinopteri; Cypriniformes; Xenocyprididae. Bases 1 to 2490 code for a protein of 829 amino acids. The record is from RefSeq and is a predicted model, not a curated record. Gene Ontology annotation, cellular component: membrane. Gene Ontology annotation, biological process: G protein-coupled receptor signaling pathway. The transcript is spliced from 6 exons. Gene Ontology annotation, molecular function: G protein-coupled receptor activity.
AUGGCCAGCUCAGGUAUCUGUCAGCUCCAGGGACACUUCAGGCUGAAUGGGAUGUACCAGGAUGGAGACCUUCUCAUUGGUGGUUUGUUUGAGGUUCAGUACCUUAAAGCAUUCCCAGAGCUGAGCUUUAGAACGGAGCCAAAACAACCACACUGUGAGCUCUUCUAUAUGACAAGCUUCCAGCAAGCACUAACAAUGGUUUUUGCCAUCAACGAGAUUAAUAACAAUCCCAACCUGCUGCCUAACAUCACGCUUGGUUACCAGAUCUACGACAACUGUUUAAGGCUUGGAGUGGCAUUCCGUGGUGCCACAGCUCUGGUUAGUGGGACAGAGGAGACCUUCUCUGAUCUCAACUGCAAAGGCCCACCACCAGUGAUUGGAAUCAUAGGUGAUCCAGGUUCUACUCAUUCUAUUGCAAUUUCCAGUGUCCUGGGGCUGUUUCGACUGCCUAUGAUUAGCUACUAUGCCACCUGCUCCUGUUUGAGUGACAGGAAAAAGUACCCCUCUUUCUUCAGAACAAUCCCCAGUGAUGCCUUCCAGGUGCGGGCUAUGGUUCAGAUUUUGAGACAUUUUGGAUGGACCUGGGUUGGUCUUCUCUACAGUGAUAAUGACUAUGGUAUCUACGCUGCUCAGUCCUUCCAUCAGGAAAUGCAGCUGUUUGGACAUUGUGUUGCUUUUUCUGAAAUACUGCCCCAUGUUAAUAACCCCAGAGAUAUCCAACGUAUAAUGGGAGUGAUUCACGCCUCUACAGCUAGAGUGGUGGUUGUUUUUUCUGCUUCAUCCUUACUGAUACCUUUGAUGGACGAAGCUUUGUUGCAGAACAUGACAGGCAGGCAAUGGUUUGCAAGUGAAGCUUGGGCCACUUCACCUGUGUUUCGCACACCACGUUUCCUGCCCUUCCUGGGGGGCACACUGGGCAUUGCCAUCAGACGUGGGGAGAUUGAGGGUCUUCAUGACUUUCUGUUACAUCUUCGUCCCAACAAUGAUCAAAGAAAUAAUUUGUUGAGGAUCUUCUGGGAGAACAUGUUUGGGUGCAGUUUUGAAACUGGGGGUAAAGAGACAGAAGGAGGGCAAGUGAAAAAGCUCUGUACAGGACAGGAGGAUCUGAGCACCACAAACUCACCAUACACUGAUGUUUCAGGGUUGAGAGCAUCUUAUAAUGUGUAUAAAGCAGUUUAUGCCCUGGCACAUGCACUUCAUGAACUGAUGCAGUGUGAAGAGGGCAGAGGACCAUUCAGUGGGAACAGUUGUGCUGACACAACAAAUCUGAAACCCUGGCAGCUGGUUCACUACCUACAAAAAGUGAACUUCACCACAGGCUUUGGGGAUCAUGUGUCAUUUGAUAAAAAUGGAGAUGCUCUGGCCAUCUAUGAUGUGUUGAACUGGCAGCCGAGCUCUGAUGGGUCAAUAAGGCUCCACAAGGUCGGUGUAGUAAAUGGAGCAUCAGGGAUGACCCCACAGUCUGUGUGCAGUGAGAGCUGCCCCCCAGGAACCAGACGAGCCACGAGGAAGGGCCUUCCUGUCUGCUGUUUUGACUGUCUGCCAUGCGGAGAUGGAGAGAUUUCUAAUACAACAGAUGCUGUUGAGUGCAUGUUGUGUCCAGAUGAGUUCUGGUCCAAUCCAGAUAGGAAUCAAUGUGUCCCCAAAGAAGUGGAGUUUCUGUCCUAUGAGGAUCCUCUGGGCAUCUCUCUGACCACUGCAUCUCUGCUUGGCACCUGCUUCUGUGCUUUUGUGAUCAUUGUCUUUGCUUAUCACCAUAACACUCCCAUAGUACGAGCCAACAAUUCAGAGCUCAGCUUUCUGCUUCUGGUGUCACUCAAACUGUGUUUCCUGUGUGUGCUACUGUUCAUUGGUCAGCCACAGUUGUGGACGUGUCAGUUAAGGCAUGCUGUGUUUGGCAUAAGCUUUGUCCUGUGCAUCUCCUGCAUCCUGGUCAAGACUAUGGUGGUAAUAGCUGUGUUUAAGUCAUCUCGACCAGAGGGCAAAGGAGCGAUGAAAUGGUUUGGAGCAACUCAACAAAGAUGCACAGUUCUGGUCCUAACUGCCCUUCAAGUUGUGAUAUGUGCAGUCUGGCUCUCAACUGCCUCUCCGACACCUCAUAAAAACAACCAGUAUAUCCGCUCUAAAAUAGUAUAUGAAUGUGCUAUUGGCUCAGUGGCUGGUUUUUCUAUGCUGCUGGGAUACAUUGGACUGUUGGCAGUAGUAAGUUUCCUCUUAGCCUUCCUGGCAAGAAAUCUACCAGAUAAUUUUAAUGAAGCAAAGUUCAUCACUUUCAGCAUGUUGAUCUUCUGUGCUGUGUGGAUUACGUUUGUUCCAACAAAUGUGAGCUCACCAGGUAAAUAUGCAGUCGCUGUGGAGAUUUUUGCCAUUCUGUCUUCAAGUUUUGGAUUACUGGUGGCCAUAUUUGCCCCAAAGUGCUAUAUCAUUCUUUUACAUCCAGAGAGAAACACUAAAAAUGCAAUAAUGGGAAGAGAAACACAAAAUAAAUAG